Messenger RNA from Salarias fasciatus (jewelled blenny), 2571 nucleotides. RefSeq names its product lymphoid enhancer-binding factor 1 (gene lef1). Gene Ontology annotation, biological process: regulation of transcription by RNA polymerase II; canonical Wnt signaling pathway. Gene Ontology annotation, cellular component: chromatin; beta-catenin-TCF complex. The record is from RefSeq and is a predicted model, not a curated record. The coding region runs from base 580 to 1707 and encodes 375 amino acids. The transcript has 12 exons. NCBI's taxonomy places the organism in Eukaryota, Metazoa, Chordata, Actinopteri, Blenniiformes, Blenniidae. Gene Ontology annotation, molecular function: DNA-binding transcription factor activity, RNA polymerase II-specific; RNA polymerase II cis-regulatory region sequence-specific DNA binding.
GCGUUCAAACCGCUCCAUUUACGCAUCCAUUAGUUUACCCUUUUCACCUUUUAGCACACUUUUUUUUAAAUUCCUCAUCUCUGAAGGACGCCUGCAUCCUCCUCUUCACUGGACCACCGAGGAAAUAUUUUACCACUUUUUUUAAUGCACUUUUUAAAGUCUUUUUUUUUUAACAUGGCUUGUGUGCGUUCUGAAAAACUAGUGAUGAAAUUUUAACUCGUGGUUCGUCUUUCCUUUUUUUUUUAAUGUUUUCCUCAUGACAUUGAGUCGUGAACCGGACUCUAAUUUCCGUGUAGUUUGACAGACGUGCUUUAUUUUUUAAAUUGAAUGUGGUGGCGGUGAUCGGGCUCCGUCCUCCUGUUGCUUCAGUGAAAACACACCGGCAGCGUGUCUGCACGCCGCCUCCUCUCUCUCCCUCUCCCAGACGCACGGUCCACGCUCCGCCGCAGAGAAGGGGGGGACGCUCUCCCCGCACUCCGUUUCGGGGGGAUUUCACCGGGACUUUUUUUUUCCCCCCUCCGUAGUUUCGGAGCCGUCUCCGGUUCGUGAGCGGACAGACAGAAACAUUUCAUUGAAAAAAUGCCACAGUUAUCAGGCGGCGGCGGCGGCGGCGGAGACCCGGAGCUGUGCGCCACGGACGAAAUGAUCCCGUUCAAAGACGAAGGGGACCCGCAGAAGGAGCAGAUCUUCGCCGAGCUGAGCCACUCGGAGGAGGAGGGAGACCUGGCGGACAUCAAGUCGUCUCUGGUCAACGAGUCAGAGAGCAGUCCCAACAGCAACAGCCACGACGAUGCAGACUGCAGCUUCUUCCCCCAUCUCGAAGCAGCUAGACAGUCCCAAAUACCGCAAGAUUCAUAUCAUGAAAAACACAGAGACCAUCCGGAAGAUGGAAAACAUCAAGACAUGUACAGUAAAGGCCAUCCAUACCCCAGCUACCCAGGGUACAUCAUGAUGAGCAACAUGACCAACGACUCCUACAUGAACAAUGGCUCCCUCUCGCCGCCCAUGCCCAGAACGUCCAACAAAGUCCCCGUAGUGCAGCCGUCCCACGCCGUCCACCCACUCACCCCGCUGAUCACGUACAGUGACGAGCACUUCGCUCCCGGGUCCCAUUCCGGCCACCAUCCCCAGGACACCAACAACAAAGGAAUGCCGAGGCAUCAUCCCGGACCAGACAUGCCCAAUUUCUACUCGCUCUCUCCUGGAGGAGUCGGGCAGAUCACGCCACCGCUGGGAUGGUUCUCACACCACAUGGUGCCCGGCCCCCCGGGUCCACACGCCACAGGGAUCCCUCACCCGGCCAUCGUCAACCCACAGGUCAAACACGAGCCUCCGCAUGAAACCGACAUCAUGCACAUGAAACCCCAGCACGAACAGAGAAAGGAGCAGGAGCCCAAAAGACCGCACAUCAAGAAGCCGCUAAACGCCUUCAUGCUCUACAUGAAAGAGAUGCGUGCGAAUGUGGUCGCCGAGUGCACGCUGAAGGAGAGCGCCGCCAUCAAUCAGAUCCUGGGACGAAGGUGGCAUGCUUUAUCUCGGGAAGAGCAAGCUAAGUAUUAUGAGUUAGCCCGCAAGGAACGGCAGCUCCACAUGCAGCUCUACCCAGGCUGGUCCGCUCGAGACAAUUAUAAGAAGAAGCGGAAGAGGGAGAAGAUGCAGGAAACGGCCACAGGUACAGGCCAGAGAAUGAAAACGGCGUACAUCUGAGAAUAUGGAGGAAAGCGGAACAGUUUCUCCACAUGCAAAGCGAAGGCAGCAGCUACGGGCCCUCUGCUCGAGAUGGAGGCCUGUUAGAUUCCAUGAAGACCCUUAAAACCUCCAAACCGAAGCCUCCAGUUCUCAGAGGACCCCCCCCCCCCGCCACCCCCCCACCCCUCCCCUCUCUGAUACUGACCCCAACCCGCCCCACCCUGACCCCUAGGUCCAGGCCGCUUACUCCCUUUCCUUUGACACAGUCAGUCGCCCACCGCCGCCAAAAACCCUCCACUGUUGGACUGUACUGCAGCCCUCUGCCGCGCCCCCCGCCCCCCCCACACACACACACUCCUGAUUCUGAAGGCGCCUGCUGUAGAGACACUGAACUGAACAAGACAAUCAUGUUUAGUAGGAGCACUCUCACGUAAACCACGAUCUCUCACUGAAAGCAUCGAUUUUUAACGUCUGUGUUUCGUCAAGUUUCCUUUCUGAAAAUCAGCUUUACUGCAAUCCGAAGCACUGCACUGAAAAAACAGCAGCAAUUGUGAUGUGCGCACAAACUCCCGCCCUCCCGCCCCGCCCAAACACUCCCCAUGCCUGUUACUAAGUUAUUUUAAGUUAUUUGUCACCUCUGUUCCUUUGUAUAGUUUAUUAGGCCCGACAUUGACUCUCUCAAUGCCCCCCUUUCUCUCUUGCUCUCUCUCUCUCUCUCUCUCUCUUUUUUCUCACUGGAUUUUUGAGACCAUUUGGGGUUUCACCCAACUGACCAAACACCUCUUUUUAGACUGCACUAAGGAAGAUCGAGGGAUCUCAUCUCACCCCAGAAACGUCCUCAAGAUGCCAUUUCAGUUUGUUGCUGACCAGUUGGUGCAAAAA